Zea mays is the source of this 1616-nucleotide messenger RNA. Its product is annotated as Fasciclin-like arabinogalactan protein 4. Bases 80 to 1360 code for a protein of 426 amino acids. NCBI's taxonomy places the organism in Eukaryota, Viridiplantae, Streptophyta, Magnoliopsida, Poales, Poaceae. The transcript has a single exon. Gene Ontology annotation, biological process: abscisic acid-activated signaling pathway; multidimensional cell growth; mucilage biosynthetic process involved in seed coat development. Gene Ontology annotation, cellular component: plasma membrane. The record is from RefSeq and is marked provisional.
CAACCGCAACCCCCGUCCCUCUUCCGUCCGUCGUCAUCUACCUCACUACCUGCUCCUCACUCCCCGCUCCACUGGCGAGAUGGGGAGAGGCUUGGGCGCCGCUCCCGUCUCGCCGCGCCUCGCUAGUCUCGGGGCAGCUGCGCUGGCGCUGCUCGUGGCGGCGGCGCUGCCUUCCCCAGCAGCUGGGGCUGGGCUCAACGCGACGGCGGUGCUCUCGGCGUUCCCCAACUUCGCCGACUUCGCGCGGCUGCUGGCAUCCACUCCCGUGGCCAGCGAGCUGGCCGGGAGGUCGUCCCUGACGCUCCUGGCCGUGCCGAACGCCAACCUGCCGCAGUCACCCUCGGCUUUCGUAGCCGGCGCCGACAUCGCCGACGUGCUGAGGUACCACGUCCUGCUGGAGUACCUCUCCCCGUCCGACCUCGCCCGCCUCCCUCCCUCCGGGAAGCUCGUGACGACGCUGUUCCAGACCACGGGCCGCGCGCCCUCCGACUUCGGCGCCGUCAACCUCACCGUGGGGCCCAACUCCACCGUCGUGGUCCGCUCGCCGGCGCCGUCCCCGGGAUCGAGCGCCACGGUCCUCGGCGCCGUGACCGCGGUCCCGUACAAUCUCAGCGUGCUCGCGGUGGGUGGCCUUAUCGUACCCUCCGGAUUCGACCUCGCGGCCUCCGAGAGCCGCCCGCCACCGCCGGUGAACAUCACCCGGGUUCUCACCGACGCGCGUGGGUUCUACGUGGCGGCCUCCAUGCUGCAGGCUUCCGGUGUAGCGAGCGAGUUUGAGGCCGACGAGCGCGGUGCUGGCAUCACCGUCUUCGUCCCCACCGACGACGCCUUUGCCGGCCUCCCCGCCACCGACCGCCUCCAGUCACUACCCGCUGAGCGCAAGGCCGUCGUGCUCCGCUUCCAUGUGCUGCACUCUUACUACCCGCUGGGCUCCCUCGAGUCCAUCGUGAACCCUGUCCAACCCACUCUCGCCACAGAGCACACCGAGGCUGGCCACUUCACCCUAAACAUAACCCGCGUCAAUGGCUCCAUUGCCAUUGACACGGGCAUCGUGCAGGCAUCCAUCACCCGCACAGUGUUCGACCAGAAUCCUGUGGCGGUCUUUGCCGUCUCCAAGGUUCUACUGCCCAAGGAAAUGUUCAGCCGGGGCGAUUCUGGCAGCACCGCCAUGGUACCACCUUCGGUUGCGAUGGCGCCCGGCGACGCCGGGACCGAGCAGACACCACAGACGAGGCUCUCAUCCCCGCCUGAUCUCCACGGGGAAGAUAGCGAGUCGUCAGCUGCUUUGGCGACAGCAAAGGGGACUUCUUGGUGGUGUGUAGGACUCAUGUAUCUGCAUCUAUUACUAUCUCUGGUAUGAGAUUCUGGUCGUGCUUGUUGCUUUCUUGCUUCCUUGUGCUCAGUUUUUGUAUUACUUACUGUCUAGAACGUCUACACCGGGAGGGAGGGAUUGGGGAGAGAAUUUCGUAGAUUUAAAGUAGCAAAAAAAAUUAGUUGCUUCACCUGAUUAUUCUAAUUUCUUUCCAUUUUGUCAUGUGGCAAAGGGAAAUAAUGUCAUGUGUACAAAUCUAUGCAGUCCUUUUGCUCUACAAUGAAUAGUAUUUUCUGUUUUGGCC